This is a messenger RNA of Brugia pahangi, 543 nucleotides long. The record is from the annotation of a GenBank genome assembly. NCBI's taxonomy places the organism in Eukaryota, Metazoa, Nematoda, Chromadorea, Rhabditida, Onchocercidae.
AUGGAUGAAUUUCAGAUUUUACCAGGACAACAUUUUACAGCUAGUGAAUUACGAGCUCUUUAUAGAGCAUUUAAGGAUACGUUACCUAUUUGUCGAGAUUCAUUCCGUGAUAUAUAUGCUAAUAUUUUUCCUCACGGUGAUGCUGAACAAUUUGCUGAUUUGAUAUUUGAUAGUAUCGUACGUCAACAUGCCGAAUGUGUUACGUUUACGGACUUCGUUGGUGUAUGCUCAACUUUGCUCAGGGGAACAGUAGAGGAAAAAUUAAAUUGGAUCUACAAAUUAUAUGAUCCCAAAAAUACUGGUAAAAUUGGAUGGGAACGAAUUUUUAGGAUUAUCACCGCUAUUGAUGACUUAAUUGGAACCAAAGCAAUUCCAAUAGUAUCACCGGAACAGCGAGUAGAACAAGCUAGACAAAUUAUACAGAAGUUUGAUCACGAAAAUAAGGGUUGGAUAUCACGGGAAGAUUUUAUGAUAGUGUGCAGCCAAGAUGAACGUAUUCUCCAGUCAAUUUCAACACUCUGCUCAUCAAUUAUGAUAAAAUAG